AUGGUUGAGCACUCCAGAGAACCACUACCACACGAGGCGAGGCGUGUGUUUUUGCGGGAGCUCAUCGGCACUUUCACGCCUGUGUCGAAGGAUGCAGGUUCACCAAUGAAGUCCCAGUUGCCUCUCCCGUUACGUGCAGCUACACUGGCGUUGUCACCGCGGGCUCUCAAUUCGAGUAGCAGCAGCACCUGCGAAAUGGGGAGUCUCUCGACGUCUACACCUCUAAUGAGGAAUCGGCUGCCCACGUGUGGUGAACAAAAUACAUGCCAAGGUAGCACGGAGGCGUUGCCGUCUCGGGCUUCACCCAUCAUUGCAAAUGGGAGCCAAAACCCGCGAAGACGCCGUUUCAACAACGUUGCACCGAAAUAUUCGGGUGAUGCAACGUCUGUCCUGAGCUCUUCUGCACAGGCUCCUAUACCGGAGACACCCAUGCAGAGCAUAGUCACUACUUCCUCUCAUCAUUCAUCCGCAUCCUCGUCCAUUGUGCUGCAAGGUGCCGGUGGUGGACGCCGUAUCUUUAAGCGUGUCGGCAUGAGCUGUGUGUACGACAUGUAUGGUGAUGAGUCUGGGUUUACACAGAAAAAAUCUGUAUCAAAGGAAGCACAAGCUUUGUCCAGCCUGCAUUCUCAGGAGAACGAGAGCAACACUCCAUAUGUGCGUCCACAGUUCCGUCAGUCGCUCCAAUCACCCCCUUCCUCGCAGCCCGAGGGGAAAAAUGAGUCGCGAUUGGUGCACGAGACACUGCAGCCGUCUCCGGUACCCGCAACACAGAAGGUAGCAAAGCGGGAUGGGGCUCGCAAACCGGAUUUCAACGGCUCGCAUCGUCGAAGGCGCAACUGUCCUUUUCAUAAAGUUGUCAACGAAGAGGAUUUAUCUGUGGCUGAGCUGUCACACAGUGACUCGUCGCACUACAUUCGCUCGUAUCCUCUGACUUGUUCGGUCCCGGUUGGGGGGACGGCACCCGAGCCACACAGCGAAGAUCGGCCUCAGUUGGAUCGGCGGCAUUCCUUCACCGGUAGAUGUGGAGAAAGUGGGGCCGCGCCGCCAACGCCCAAAACAAGUGUCAUGUUGACACGCACUCUUUCCAAUCUUCGUACUAAGCAGCAUAGUGGUGGAAGAGACGUAUCAUCAUUGUCGCGCGGGGGCUCGUUUAGCAAAACUCCUCAGGGAACAAACGGAAACCGGCCAGCAACGCCAACAUCACCAAAAAGGACUUCACAACGUCACGCGAAACCUAUUAUACAAGAGGAAUGGGGAGAAACAGGAAGUAAUAGCAGUAGCAGGUGUAACAGCGGCGCCACCAGUGCACGGAGUUUUUUGAGUGAUAAUGAUAGUUGCUGCUCCUGCUGUUCCUGCUUCGUCCAAAACCGUCGGCAAGCACGUGGUGUUUCUUCAAACGGCACAAAAAAACGGUUUCCCGCUUCUCCUGGCAAUGAUCCUUGUGAUACCCCUAAGGUUGCAUACAAUAACUUCUUCGACGAUGAGGACAUACCUGCACUUUCUAUGCACAGCUUUCGUCGUUCAUCCGUUCUGUCUAGUAAAAUGGCUCAGGACUUGCGUUGA
Messenger RNA from Trypanosoma grayi, 1563 nucleotides. RefSeq lists its product as hypothetical. Lineage: Eukaryota; Euglenozoa; Kinetoplastea; Trypanosomatida; Trypanosomatidae. The transcript has a single exon. The coding region runs from base 1 to 1563 and encodes 520 amino acids. The record is from RefSeq and is a predicted model, not a curated record.